AUUAUGGUAAGAUAUUUUUAGAUAAAAAGAUCCAGUAAUUAGGGCAAACAUGCAUGUGCAGCUGACCUGCAAAGCAGGGGGAAUUCUCAGAGGUAGGGAAGGAAAGAUACUGAGUGCUCAGGUGAAAGACAACUGGGUCUGAUGCACAAACAGGCUGAGUGCCAUCAUCACUGACCAAAGAAGUGAAUUCUAAGGGGCGAUGGAAAUCAUGAGAGAACGAAAACAGCUUAAAGAGGCUCAUCUACAGCAGAGAGGGAGCACGGAUUAUGUAACUGAGACUUCAGAUAGAGCCAAGGAGCUAAAUCAGAGAUAUUCCAGAACAAGGGAAGUAAGCUGCCAAGACUGAGGUAAAGCAAAAAGAAAUGCCUCACAGUAAACACGAUGAAUAUACAGCAAACAAGCAGGACAUUGCUUACACAGAGAUAAAGAUGACUAAGUCUCCACAGAAGCAAAGAAUACCUAAAGCUGAGAAGAGGCCAAUAUUGCUAAGUGAAGAGCAGGUAAACUAUGCAGAACUGACAUUCCACAGAAUGCCUGAGCUCCUGCCCCAAAAACGGGUUGUCGGAGGAGAAAGACAAGCAACUGUAUGGAGAAUGGUAACGGGCAUCCUUGGAGCCUUGUGUGUGGUGCUGAUGACAGUCGUGGGGAUCUUACUUCCAAAAUUAUUUUCUAGCCAAGAACAAAGCAGAAAAAUCUUGCUUCAUCCUCUUCUGUGUCCUAAGGAGAAUAACAGUUCCUGUGAUCUUUGUUCACAUGACUGGAUUGCUUUUGGAAACAAUUUCUAUCGUGGUUUUCAAGGAAUCAAAAGCUGGGUAGACAGUCAGUCUGCAUGUAAGGAACUGAAUUCUCAUCUUCUGGAGAUUGACUCCAAAGCAGAGCUGGAAAACAUGCUAUUAUUUGAAUUUGAUGGGUGGAUUCUCCUCAAAAUAGAUGAAACCGAGGUGUCCUGGCAAUGGGAAAAUGCCACUAAAACAGAGCAAACUCGAAUUAAUGAUUCAGAAAAGAACCAUAGUUGUCAUUAUCUGAAAGGAACGCAAAUUUAUUCUGUUGACUGUUCAUCUAAGAAACCAUAUACCUGUGAGUUUAAAAUGCUCUGACACAUGUUUCACUAGCACAAUUUUUAUUAAACUAUAAAUAAAAUAGUAUGUCUGUUAUUUGUUGGUUCUAUAAUUUUUAUACUUGAGUUUAGCUAGAAGGCUGAAAAGGGAUAAUUUUUUAAGUUUUGAACUUUUUUUUACUGAAUUGAGAACAUGUAGUUUAAUGUUUUUUACUUUCUGUAUUGUAUUGAGAGAGUGUAUAAUUUAUCUUGAGGAUGAUCACCUCUCUAGUACAA
Molecule: messenger RNA, 1333 nt
Organism: Peromyscus californicus insignis
Lineage: Eukaryota; Metazoa; Chordata; Mammalia; Rodentia; Cricetidae
Product: killer cell lectin-like receptor subfamily I member 1
Exons: 7
Coding region: 363-1097 (244 amino acids)
Biological process (GO): positive regulation of natural killer cell mediated cytotoxicity; stimulatory C-type lectin receptor signaling pathway
Source: RefSeq, a predicted model, not a curated record